AAGAACGGGAACCAAGUCAAAUGGGCAUGCGCAUUGUCUUCAAUUAUGGUCACGUAUGAUAUCAAUAAUAUGGGUAGUUUUGACAGUGGAUCAUGUUGUUACGUGGUAAUCGAACCGAAUGAUUUUUGUUGACUUGGACAGUUCUUGAACUCAGAGUCGGUUAGUGUUUUAGUUUGUGUAGUGUGUUUUGUGGACGUACUGGUGUUGCAAAUGGCCAACCAUGCCUGGUCAGAAAAAGUACUCCAACUCCUCCGCCGAAUGAAUAACUUUUAUUUACCAGGCUCAUGCCGUGCUGUCUGCUCCCGUUUUGAAAUAGAUAGGGUACAGGUCGGUUGGAUUCCCCCUCAUGUUGUUUCACAGUUAACCCGGUAUCCAGAGGUGUUCAAAGCACCGCAAGAUGGCGUCGUGUCCCUGUGUCCAAGUCUGGAUUCGUAUGGACGGAGGUCUGAGGCUGUGGAUGCUAUGCUGCGGUCCAUGAGGCAGGAGACAUCUCUGAGGUGCUUACGAGGAUGGAGGGACGAGAAGUACAGCGUGAUGCCCACAUUCUUUGACACUCCUGUGAUGUGGAUGGAAAGAGCAGCUACAAGUCUGUUUGGGGUGAAGCGCUACGGAGUCCACGUGAAUGGCUACACUGUCAAUGAAAGUGGGGAGGUUAGCAUGUGGUUGGCACGGCGCUCUGCCACGAAGCAGACAUACCCCGGACUACUGGACAACAUGGCAGCAGGUGGUCUCGCUGCUGGAGUCACAGUCAAACACACUCUGGUCAAAGAAUGUCAUGAAGAAGCAUGUGUGCCAGCAGCUCUUGCUGAAAAGGCUCGUCCUGUAAACACAGUAAGCUACACCUAUGAAGAUGAGGAGGGUGUGUUUGCAGAAAGUCAGUUUGUGUUUGAUUUAGAGCUUCCUCGGGAUUUUAAGCCGACAAUAGGAGAUGGAGAAGUGCAAGAUUUCUGCCUCUUACCCAUUCAUAAUGUGAAAGAACUGUUGGCCACUGAUGACUUCAAACCCAAUAGUGCCAUGGUAGUCUUGGAUUUCCUGAUCAGGCAUUCAUUUAUUGAUCCAGACACAGAGCCAUCAUAUCAGGAAUUAGUGACAGGACUCCACCAAACAUUAGAAUGAAGUGGAAGAUACAUCGAGGAACUGGCAUCAUUCUACGUGAAUGCAUUUACUUUGGCUGAGGAUCACUUAGCAUUGCACAAUCUAUUUUCACUAAGAUAUAUCACAGUUCAGUGGAUCGCUGAUAUGUUGAGUGAUGACAUGGUGGAUUGCUUUUGGGGAUGUCUUCUCUGAUGUCUUCACUGUCAAUUUUAGGUGUGUUCCUCUAUUAGCCUGCCAAAACCUUCACAGAGCAUCUAACCAUAUCCUCUGGUUAUUUGAAAAGUUUCUUGAAAUGGCUCUUCUGACAACCACUUCACAUGUGCCUGCUUUCCAUCCAUGUGUUUUGACAGUCACAAACCCGACCCUUGGCACAGAAAACUGCUUCCAGAACACCAACAUUUAUACUGCUUACAUCAGGUGCAUUCACUUAUCAAGUGAAACUGCAGUGUGAUGAUUAGCAAGACAGUACAGGUGUUUCCACAUAUUUAAUGUGCAUUUUGAAGUUUAGCAUUAAAACAUGUUUAUGAAAAACGGAAUGUUUUCCAAAAAAAAGCCCAGAGGGGAAAUGAAAAAGUUUUGAAAUAAAUUCUGAGGUAGUGAACAUGUAACUUCUGAUUAAUCAGCUGACCAAUCAGCUGUUUACCAAACUGAAAAAACCAAGUCAAGGCUUCAAAAAAGCAGCCCAACAACCACUUGCUGGUGAUCUUGAGGCUUGGUCCACCAAUGAAGCGACUUGAGUUUCCAUCCAUCUUCCUCUGUUUAUCCGGGUCACAGGGACAGUACCCUAAUUAGAAAUGCCCUGACUUUCCUCUUAGUCACCUCCUCUAGUUCCUCCAGGGGGACACAAGAGGCAUUCCCAGGCCAGCUGAGAGAUAGGAUACCUCCAGCAUGUCCUGGGUCUUCACUAGGGUCUCCCUCUGGUCAGCUUGUGACCAUAGAUUAGGGGUGGGGAUAAGUUGCUGCCCCAAGUGGAGGAGUUUUAAGUAUGAACUGAAUUUGCUUCAUGAAACCGAAUCGACACAAGAAUGGGUCUGACUUAACUGAAAUAUGCUGAGGUACUUUGUAAAACAGUCACUUCAUUGAAUAAGCACCAACUUGAUAAAACAUAUGUCAAUAAAAUAGUAUAAAGAAAACAGU
This is a messenger RNA of Sphaeramia orbicularis (orbiculate cardinalfish), 2232 nucleotides long. RefSeq names its product thiamin pyrophosphokinase 2 (gene tpk2). The record is from RefSeq and is a predicted model, not a curated record. The transcript has 8 exons. Gene Ontology annotation, molecular function: 8-oxo-dGDP phosphatase activity. NCBI's taxonomy places the organism in Eukaryota, Metazoa, Chordata, Actinopteri, Kurtiformes, Apogonidae. The coding region runs from base 211 to 1116 and encodes 301 amino acids.